Cervus elaphus (red deer) is the source of this 6947-nucleotide messenger RNA. RefSeq names its product filaggrin-2-like. Gene Ontology annotation, biological process: establishment of skin barrier. Gene Ontology annotation, cellular component: keratohyalin granule; cornified envelope; nucleus. Gene Ontology annotation, molecular function: calcium ion binding; transition metal ion binding. Bases 60 to 6491 code for a protein of 2143 amino acids. The record is from RefSeq and is a predicted model, not a curated record. NCBI's taxonomy places the organism in Eukaryota, Metazoa, Chordata, Mammalia, Artiodactyla, Cervidae. The transcript has 3 exons.
AUCAGGCUUUAUCCUACUUUCUCCUUCGGUGAACCAGGUUCAUUUAAACCUGCAAAAAGAUGACCAAUCUCUUGAGAAGCGUUGUCACCGUAAUUGAUACUUUCUACACAUACACCAAGCAGGAUGGGGAGUGUGCCACACUGAGCAAGGAUGAACUAAAGGAACUUCUGGAGAAAGAGUUUCGUCCGAUUCUGAAGAACCCAGAUGAUCCAGACACAGUGGAUGUCAUCAUGCAUAUGCUGGAUCGAGAUCAUGACCGAAGACUGGACUUUACUGAGUUUCUUCUGAUGAUAUUCAAACUGGCUAUGGCCUGCAACAAGGUUCUCAGCAAACAAUACUGCAAAGCUUCAGGGUCAAAGAAGCGCAGGCAUAGUCGCCGACACCAAGAGGAAGAAAGUGAAACUGAAGGUGAAGAAGAGGAUACAUCAGGACAAAACUCAGGUUACAGAUAUUCAAGUUGGAGUGAGGGAGAGGAGCAUGGUUAUAGUUCUGAGGGCUCUAGGGGAACUCCAAAACACAGACACGGGUCUGGCUCCAGAAGGCUGAGAAGGCAAGGUGGUUUAUCUAGCUCAGAGAACCAAAAGGGAUUUGAAAAAAGGCGCCAUGGGUCCAGCUCUGGUUACUCAUGGAGUAAUGACAAAGAAAGACAUGGUUCCAGCUCUGGAGAACUGGAGGGAAAAACAAACAAAUCACAUGUUAGCCCCUCUAGGGUAUCUGGGGAUGAAUACAAGUUUGGAUCAAAGAGUGGUAGAGGGAGAGGUCAUGGUGGUCUGUCAUAUGAAUAUGAAUCAAACUCUACUCAGUCAAAUUGUGCAGGACAAAAACAUGGGUCUGGCUCUAAAUGUUCAGGAGAUGGUGGGAGGGAAAGUCAUGCAUGUGGUUCCAGCAAUUCAGGUGGAUGUGGAAGACGAAAAAACACUUCUAGUUAUUGUCAGGCAGGUAGAUUUGGAGAGCAAGGAAACCAAUCUAGCUGUACCCAAUCAGGUUAUCAAUCAGGAAGUAGUGGAGAAGGUCCUAGAUGUAUCUCAGGAGGUUGGGCCUCUGGAUAUGGUCAACAUGAGCCUAGCUCCUGUAGCCAGUCUACUAGGCAGAAAGGAUAUGGAUAUAAAACAUGUGGUCAACCACAGAAUUGUGGAGGACAACAGGGAACAGUUUCAUAUCAGUCCUCUUGUUGUGGACAAUACGGGUCAGGAGUAAGUCAGUCUUCUACUUAUGGUCAACAGGGAUCUGGUUCCUGUGGAUACUCUUCAAACUCUCAUCAAAAGAGGUGUGGUUCAAAUGAAACUUCUAAAUGUAGUCAACAUAGAUCCAGCUCAGGUCAAUCUUCUGGCUUUGGCCAACAUGGGUCAGGCUCAGGUCAGUAUUUUGGCUUUGGACAUGGUGGGUGUGGCUCAGGUCAGUCCUCUGGCUUUGGACACCAUGAGUCUACAUCAGGUCAGUCUUGCUAUGGCCAACAUGGGUCAGGCUCAUGUCAGCACUCUGGUGCUAGACAAUAUGGAUCAGGCUCAGCUCAGUCCUCUAGCUUUGGAAACCAGAAGUCUAUAUCAGGACAGUCUACCUGUGGCCAACAUGGAUCUGGUUCCAGUCAGUCCUCAGGCUUUGGCCAACAUGGUUCAAUCUCUGGUCAGUCCUUUGGCUUUGAACACCAUGACUGUAGAUCACAGCAGUCUGGUUAUGGCCAUCAUGAGUUGGGCUCAGGUCAAUCACCUAGCAUAGAUCAACAAGGGUCAAGAUCAAGUCAGUCUUCUAGCUUUGGACAUCAUGAGUCUGGCUCAGAUCAGUCCUCUAGGGACAGUGAAAGGCAUUCAGAAGUCUCAGAGAGACACUCAGGAUCCACUCAUGGGCAGGCUGGAUCUCAACAUGGAGAGUCAGGAGCCACAGUGACAAGGAGACAUGGAACUGGUCAUGGGCAGUCAGGAGACACCACCAGACAUGGCCACUCCAGUCAGGGACAAUCUACAUGGUCAGGGUCCAGGCAGGCGGGAAGACAGGGAUCCAGUCACAGUGAGGCUAGCGACAGUGAGAGGCAUUCAGAAGUUUCAGAGAGACACUCAGGAUCCACUCAUGGGCAGGCUGGAUCUCAACAUGGAGAGUCUGGAGCCACGGUUAGAGGGAGACACGGAACUGCUGAUGGGCAGUCAGGAGACACCACCAGACAUGGCCACUCUCGUCAGGGACAAUCUACACGGUCAGGGUCCAGGCAGGCGGGAAGACAGGGAUCCAGUCACAGUGAGGCUAGCGACAGUGAGAGGCAUUCAGAAGUCUCAGAGAGACACUCAGGAUCCACUCAUGGGCAGGCUGGGUCUCAACAUGGAGAGUCAGGAGCCACAGUGAGAGGGAGACACGGAACUGCUCAUGGGCAGUCAGGAGACACCACGAGACAUGGCCACUCUCGUCAGGGACAAUCUACACGAUCAGGGUCCAGGCAGGCGGGAAGACAGGGAUCCAGUCACAGUGAGGCUAGCGACAGUGAGAGGCAUUCAGAAGUCUCAGAGAGACACUCAGGAUCCACUCAUGGGCAGGCUGGAUCUCAACAUGGAGAGUCAGGAGCCACAGUGAGAGGGAGACACGGAACUGCUCAUGGGCAGUCAGGAGACACCACCAGACAUGGCCACUUCAGUCAGGGACAAUCUACACGGUCAGGGUCCAGGCAGGCGGGAAGACAGGGAUCCAGUCACAGUGAGGCUAGCGACAGUGAGAGGCAUUCAGAAGUCUCAGAGAGACACUCAGGAUCCACUCAUGGGCAGGCUGGAUCUCAACAUGGAAAGUCAGGAGCCACAGUGAGAGGGAGACACGGAACUGCUCAUGGGCAGUCAGGAGACACCACCAGACAUGGCCACUCUCGUCAGGGACAAUCUACACGGUCAGGGUCCAGGCAGGCGGGAAGACAGGGAUCCAGUCACAGCGAGGCUAGCGACAGUGAGAGGCAUUCAGAAGUCUCAGAGAGACACUCAGGAUCCACUCAUGGGCAGGCUGGAUCUCAACAUGGAGAGUCAGGAGCCACAGUGAGAGGGAGACAUGGAACUGCUCAUGGGCAGUCAGGAGACACCACCAGACAUGGCCACUCCAGUCAGGGACAAUCUACACGGUCAGGGUCCAGGCAGGCGGGAAGACAGGGAUCCAGUCACAGUGAGGCUAGCGACAGUGAGAGGCAUUCAGAAGUCUCAGAGAGACACUCAGGAUCCACUCAUGGGCAGGCUGGAUCUCAACAUGGAGAGUCUGGAGCCACGGUGAGAGGGAGACACGGAACUGCUCAUGGGCAGUCAGGAGACACCACGAGACAUGGCCACUCUCGUCAGGGACAAUCUACACGAUCAGGGUCCAGGCAGGCGGGAAGACAGGGAUCCAGUCACAGUGAGGCUAGCGACAGUGAGAGGCAUUCAGAAGUCUCAGAGAGACACUCAGGAUCCACUCAUGGGCAGGCUGGAUCUCAACAUGGAGAGUCAGGAGCCACAGUGAGAGGGAGACACGGAACUGCUCAUGGGCAGUCAGGAGACACCACCAGACAUGGCCACUUCAGUCAGGGACAAUCUACACGGUCAGGGUCCAGGCAGGCGGGAAGACAGGGAUCCAGUCACAGUGAGGCUAGCGACAGUGAGAGGCAUUCAGAAGUCUCAGAGAGACACUCAGGAUCCACUCAUGGGCAGGCUGGGUCUCAACAUGGAGAGUCAGGAGCCACAGUGAGAGGGAGACACGGAACUGCUCAUGGGCAGUCAGGAGACACCACCAGACAUGGCCACUCCAGUCAGGGACAAUCUACACGGUCAGGGUCCAGGCAGGCGGGAAGACAGGGAUCCAGUCACAGUGAGGCUAGCGACAGUGAGAGGCAUUCAGAAGUCUCAGAGAGACACUCAGGAUCCACUCAUGGGCAGGCUGGGUCUCAACAUGGAGAGUCAGGAGCCACAGUGAGAGGGAGACACGGAACUGCUCAUGGGCAGUCAGGAGACACCACCAGACAUGGCCACUCCAGUCAGGGACAAUCUACACGGUCAGGGUCCAGGCAGGCGGGAAGACAGGGAUCCAGUCACAGUGAGGCUAGCGACAAUGAGAGGCAUUCAGAAGUCUCAGAGAGACACUCAGGAUCCACUCAUGGGCAGGCUGGAUCUCAACAUGGAGAGUCAGGAGCCACAGUGAGAGGAAGACAUGGAACUGCUCAUGGGCAGUCAGGAGACACCACCAGACAUGGCCACUCCAGUCAGGGACAAUCUACACGGUCAGGGUCCAGGCAGGCGGGAAGACAGGGAUCCAGUCACAGUGAGGCUAGCGACAGUGAGAGGCAUUCAGAAGUCUCAGAGAGACACUCAGGAUCCACUCAUGGGCAGGCUGGAUCUCAACAUGGAGAGUCUGGAGCCACGGUGAGAGGGAGACACGGAACUGCUCAUGGGCAGUCAGGAGACACCACCAGACAUGGCCACUCUCGUCAGGGACAAUCUACACGGUCAGGGUCCAGGCAGGCGGGAAGACAGGGAUCCAGUCACAGUGAGGCUAGCGACAAUGAGAGGCAUUCAGAAGUCUCAGAGAGACACUCAGGAUCCACUCAUGGGCAGGCUGGAUCUCAACAUGGAGAGUCAGGAGCCACAGUGAGAGGGAGACACGGAACUGCUCAUGGGCAGUCAGGAGACACCACCAGACAUGGCCACUCCAGUCAGGGACAAUCUACACGGUCAGGGUCCAGGCAGGCGGGAAGACAGGGAUCCAGUCACAGUGAGGCUAGCGACAGUGAGAGGCAUUCAGAAGUCUCAGAGAGACACUCAGGAUCCACUCAUGGGCAGGCUGGAUCUCAACAUGGAGAGUCAGGAGCCACAGUGAGAGGGAGACACGGAACUGCUCAUGGGCAGUCAGGAGACACCACCAGACAUGGCCACUCCAGUCAGGGACAAUCUACACGGUCAGGGUCCAGGCAGGCGGGAAGACAGGGAUCCAGUCACAGUGAGGCUAGUGACAGUGAGAGGCAUUCAGAAGUCUCAGAGAGACACUCAGGAUCCACUCAUGGGCAGGCUGGAUCUCAACAUGGAGAGUCUGGAGCCACGGUGAGAGGGAGACAUGGAACUGCUCAUGGGCAGUCAGGAGACACCACCAGACAUGGCCACUCCAGUCAGGGACAAUCUACACGGUCAGGGUCCAGGCAGGCGGGAAGACAGGGAUCCAGUCACAGUGAGGCUAGCGACAGUGAAAGGCAUUCAGAAGUCUCAGAGAGACACUCAGGAUCCACUCAUGGGCAGGCUGGAUCUCAACAUGGAGAGUCAGGAGCCACAGUGAGAGGGAGACAUGGAACUGCUCAUGGGCAGUCAGGAGACACCACCCGACAUGUCCACUCUGGUCAUGGGCAAUCCACAUGGUCAAACAGACAUUCAAGUCACACUGAUGCCCAUUCUGGUAAAAGUCAUUCUACAUCACAGAUUAGUGGCAGACAAAGACAUAGAUCUGAUCAAGCCUGGAGACAUGGCAGUUAUGGGAGUGCCGAAUAUGACUAUGGGCAGUCUGGUUAUGGACCUUCUGGUGGUAGCAGAACAAGCAGUCGUAAUUCUAGUCCUUUUAGGUCAACAGACAGAGCUGCAGCUAAGCGAGCAUCUAGUUAUGGACUAUCAGUUUCUAGUUUCUACUACAUGGGAUCAAAAGCAACUGAAAAAAUAGGAAGACAAGAUUCAAGUCAUGAACAAUCAGAGAUAAGUGAUGGGCUGUCAAUUGAUUCCCAUAACCAUUCUGGAUUUGGUGCAACUGGAGGUCAGGGAUCUAGUCAUAGACAUUCAGUAGCAACUCAGGAACAGUCAAGAGAUAUCCUUGUUCAGUCUGCAAGGUGGGGGUCUCCUCAUAGCAGUCAGCUUAGGAACCACUCUGCAUCUGACCAUGGAAAACCCUUAUCAGCCCACAGCCAUUCAGAUUCUAGUUCAACUAGAAGUCAAACCUCCCACAGUGAUAGUAAGGGGUAUUCAGAAUAUUUGGGGGAAAAGAGUCAUGAACAAUCAGAAUUGAGGUAUAGACAAUCAGAGUUCAAUACAAUAGACGUACCUGAAUCCAGCCAUCAGCACUUGGGAGAUUCAUCUUCUCAUGAUCUGGUAAGAUCCAGCACAAAUUUAGCAACACAGGGAUCAAGUGAUGGACAAUCAGGACAUAUUCAAGGUCAGUCUGGAUUCAGCACCAAUGAAAGACAAGUAUAUAGCCAUGGCCAGUCAAGGGACAGCUAUGGGCAGUCAAGUGGCAGUCACUCACUUGAUAGCCAAGUCCCUUUGGGAACUGAAGAAAAUAGUUUUAGGUAUUUAUCAAGCAGUGUAACCACAUGGAGUGGGGAAAGGCAAAAACAAGAGUCUGGAUCAAGUCCAUCAGGGACCAUGAGAAAAUACAAUCAGGAUGUUGAUGAUAAGCAGACAAGAGACUCUGAGGUCAGAGUUUACCAUGGAAGAGAGAGAACGGAUUCAGGUUCCUUUCACUUAGAUAGCAACACCCCACUCUAUGAAUAUAUCAAAGAACAAAGGUGCUAUUACUUUGAAUAAUAAUUUGAAACCAAAGGAAGACAAACUAACUCAAGAUAAGAACUAAUCCAAUGGAGAAAUGAGACAUACAACAUGGAAUUAAGAUAUUUUAAAUGAUCCUUUCUUUUGGUAGUGGGAGUAUAUGUCUGAUUUUCUAUUUAACUGUAGUACUGUUUUCUAUUUCUUUUGUUUGGUACAAGGCUUUUUUGUAAGGAUCCAUAAUCAUUGAGCUCUUAGAAAAUAGUGGAUGGAAGAAGUAAAUUGCAUUUGGGACAUAUUUAGAACUACAUGGCAAAGUGAUUGGAUUCUCUGGAAUAAAGUGAACGUUUAAAAAUAAUUUUAUAUAUUCCAGGUUGAUUUAAUUGAUUGUUGACAAACCUAUCCAAGAAGCUAAGAGACAUAGUUUAGGAGCCAAAAUUUCUCUAAUAACAUUGUAACUUAUUCUGUGUCCUAAACAACAAAAAAAUGUAGUAGUUU